This is a messenger RNA of Brassica oleracea var. oleracea, 1229 nucleotides long. Its product is annotated as B-box zinc finger protein 19-like. Gene Ontology annotation, molecular function: zinc ion binding. Bases 529 to 1068 code for a protein of 179 amino acids. Gene Ontology annotation, biological process: regulation of DNA-templated transcription; photomorphogenesis. The record is from RefSeq and is a predicted model, not a curated record. Gene Ontology annotation, cellular component: nucleus. NCBI's taxonomy places the organism in Eukaryota, Viridiplantae, Streptophyta, Magnoliopsida, Brassicales, Brassicaceae. The transcript is spliced from 6 exons.
GUUAACGAUUAGGGUCCGCGUCUAGCUAUAGUCGACAUCAUUAUCUCUGUCUUUUAAAUGGAAUUUCAUUAGUAUUAAAAAUUGAAAGACAUAUACUAUAUCCAUUCAAAAAUACUAUUACCACUAUUUUGUGCUAACGAACAUUUGUUGUUAAGAAGUUAGGCGGGCUUACUAUUUAUUUUUAUAAUGAGUCGAGAGGAGUAGUAAACAGUGAUUAAAGAGCGAGUAAAGAUAUAACGGUGUAGGCGCGUGGGAUUUGAUUCGUCUCUCCUCCAUCGUAGAAAAGAUUUUAAAAGGAGUGAAAGAGGCAUAAUAAAUAAUCUUUUUCUUUCUUCAUCUUCAUCUUAUUCCUUGAUUGAUUGAUACCAUUACCAACCCUUAAUCUACACAAGGUUCUUAAUUAAUCAGAUUUCUACUUAGUCAGUUGCAGUCUGGGUUCUGUAUUGUAUUGAAGGGUGUGGAUUCAUUAGAGUGAGAGAAAAAAAGAAACAGACUCUUUUUCUUUUAAAGAUUGAAGGCUAAAAAAGGAUGAGGAUUUUGUGUGAUGCGUGCGAGAACGCAGCUGCUAUCGUCUUCUGCGCCGCCGAUGAAGCUGCCCUUUGCCGCGCCUGUGAUGAAAAAGUUCAUAUGUGCAAUAAGCUAGCUAGUCGGCAUGUACGUGUAGGUUUAGCUGAACCAAGCAAUGCCCCUUGCUGCGAUAUUUGCGAAAAUGCACCUGCCUUCUUUUACUGUGAGAUAGAUGGUAGUUCGCUUUGUCUGCAGUGUGACAUGGUAGUUCAUGUUGGUGGCAAGCGAACACACGGCCGCUUUCUUUUGCUCAGACAGAGAAUUGAGUUUCCAGGGGACGACAAGCCUAAACCAAACAAUACGAGAGACAACUUGCAAAACCAAAGAGUCUCUGCAAGUGCCAACGGUGAAGCUAAUGGCAAGACUACUGAUGACGAAAUGAUUGAUCUCAACUCUAACCCUCAGAGAGCAUCAUCAAAUAACCAUGGUAUCGAUGUACAUAACACGAACAAUCACGAGACUCCAGGUGUUGUACCCUUUAAACGAGAGCCUGAGAAGUGAUAAAGGGUCUGGUGUAAGCCCAUGUUUUUAUUGUUGAAGAAAGAAGAAAGGCUUGUUGUCUUUGUUUGUGCAUUAUCUCUUAGUUUACAGGAAAGAGCUCACUCGAAUGUAUAAGCUAACCUACCUGAAAUUCUGAACAAUUUCUUUCUAUUUUUUUUUUA